AUGCGCUGCCCCUGGGCACCGCUGGCACCGGGCAAAGAGCCAGCGGUGGCGAACCCCUGCCCGGCCUCGGGCCAGGUUGGCCAGACUCUGCAGCCCACGGCACCACGUUCCUGCCCACGGCCAGAGAAGGGUGGCCCUGGGGCACCCAGCCCCAUCGCCAGCCUGGCGCCGGACACCCACCCUGCAGGGAUCCAGCCCUGUCCCGGUGGCUCCCCGCAGGUGCCCCAUGGCUGGACCAGAGGCGCCAGCGCUGGCAUCAGCCGCCACCGGCCCCGGUGGAGCCAGACGGGGAGACCGGGCAUCGCCAGCCCCACGGCCCGGGGCACCGCCCGGGCAUCCCGGUAUUACCGAGCGCGAUCCCGGUACCGCCGUGUGUCCCUCCGUGUGCCUCCGGGCGCCCCCGGUACCUCCCCGAUACCUGGCUGGCGGUGGCAGCUGGGCCCUCGCCUGCGCAUGCUGACACCCGUGGGCUGGCGCUUGGCUUUUGCCCGGCAGGACUCAGCCAAGGUCACAGCUGGCCGCAGGGAAGGUCCCCAGCGGGUGCCCAGAGGAGCAGCCCCUGCAGCCGGAGCCAUGUCACCCUGCACCUUCGCCCUCCUCCUCCUCCUCCUCCUCCUGCAGGACGCAGCACCCAAUGUGCUGACCUUCCCCGAGCCCGGCCAUGGCCUCUGGCGGCAGAAGAGGGACUGGGUCAUCCCCCCCAUCAACUGCCCCGAGAACGAGCGGGGGCCCUUCCCCAAGAAGCUGGUGCAGAUCAAAUCCAACAAGGACAAGGAGACCAAGGUUUUCUACAGCAUCACAGGGCAGGGGGCGGACACCCCCCCCGUGGGUGUCUUCAUCAUUGAGCGGGAGACAGGGUGGCUGGAGGUGACGAAGCCGCUGGACCGGGAGCAGAUCGACAAAUACGUCCUCUUCUCCCACGCGGUGGCGGCCAACGGGCAGCCCGUGGAGGACCCCAUGGAGAUCAUCAUCACCGUGAUGGACCAGAACGACAACCGGCCCGUCUUCACCAAGGCAGUUUUCCACGGCACCGUAGCAGAGGGGGCUAAGCCAGGCACCUCCGUGCUGCAAGUGCUGGCCACGGACGCAGACGACACAGUGAGCUCCAGCAACGGAGUCGUGGUCUACUCCAUCCUGCGCCAGAAGCCAGACCAGCCCCAGCCCCACAUGUUUGCCAUUAGUGGCAGCACUGGAGUGAUCUCCGUGGCUGCGGCGGGGCUGGUGGCACAGGCGGUGCCCGAAUACACCCUGGAGAUCCAGGCGGCCGACAUGGAAGGCUACGGGCUGCAGGCCACGGCCACCGUCCUCAUCAAAGUGCAGGGAGGGAGGCGAGGCUGGGGUGGCAGCUCCGCCGUGGCUCCUCCUGGCCCGGCGCCCCGACGUCCCGCCGGGCUCUGGUCCACCAACCCCAGGGCCACGGUGGUGCCGGAGCGUGGGUGCCGGCAGGGCUCCCGGGCGCACCUCCCAGUGGGAAGCCACCUGCGCCAGCUCGGCCCAGCUGGGGAGGAGCGCCCGGUCCUGCUGCGGCCCCGUGCCGGGAUAGCGGCGGCAUCCAGCCUCGCCAGCUCCGCUGAAGGCACGUCCGAGAUGGUGAACAGCUCCCUGACCACCCACGUGCUGAACACAGUCACGGGGCUGCCGGCAGCCGGCCUCGUCAUCCGCCUGGCCCAGCUGCAGGAACCGGGGCUGCAGUGGACGGAGCUGGCGCAGAGGUGGACGGAUGAGGAUGGGCGCUGCCUGCCCCUCCUGGCUCGGGGGCAAGCAAAAGCCGGCACCUACAAGCUGCGCUUUGAGACAGCGGCGUACUGGCAGGGCCAGGGGCACACCAGCUUCUACCCCUUUGUGGAGGUUGUCUUCACCAUCGCUGACCCGGCCCAGAAGCUGCACGUCCCGCUGCUGAUCAGCCCCUACUCCUACACCACGUACCGGGGCAGUUAG
This is a messenger RNA of Haliaeetus leucocephalus (bald eagle), 1938 nucleotides long. RefSeq lists its product as uncharacterized. The transcript has 12 exons. Gene Ontology annotation, cellular component: catenin complex; adherens junction; plasma membrane. Gene Ontology annotation, biological process: multicellular organism development; homophilic cell-cell adhesion; purine nucleobase metabolic process. NCBI's taxonomy places the organism in Eukaryota, Metazoa, Chordata, Aves, Accipitriformes, Accipitridae. The record is from RefSeq and is a predicted model, not a curated record. Bases 1 to 1938 code for a protein of 645 amino acids. Gene Ontology annotation, molecular function: hydroxyisourate hydrolase activity; cadherin binding; calcium ion binding.